Molecule: messenger RNA, 1046 nt
Organism: Physcomitrium patens
Lineage: Eukaryota; Viridiplantae; Streptophyta; Bryopsida; Funariales; Funariaceae
Source: RefSeq, a predicted model, not a curated record
GCGCUACUGCGAAGUGGCCCUCAUUCAGUUUUUCUGCUGUUUGUUGGCUUGUUUGUUGUCUCCGAUUGACGGUGGUGGGCUAAUCGACGCAUGAUCCAUGGCGACCACAGCGACCCCCGCAACUACCGCCGCUCCAGUGCAGCUACCGUUAGGCCAGGUUGAUUUGGCGGACUGCAUCGAGUGGCAGUCUGUGGAAUGUCUGAACGAAAAUUCGUUGCAUACCUCCGUCAACGCUCUUAAGCAGGGUUAUAGGGAAGACAAUGGUUUGUAUUUAGAAAGUGACGCUGAUGAGCAGCUACUACUCUAUAUCCCCUUCAACCAAGUGGUCAAGCUUCAUUCCUUGAUCAUCAGAGGACCUCCAGAGGAAGUAAUGCGUGGCGUUUUAGGCCCAAGAACUUUGAAGCUUUUUGCAAAUAGACCAAAUAUGGGUUUCAGCAACGUUACGGAUUUUCCUCCAAAUGACACAGUUAUUGCAUCUUUGGAGAAUCUGGAGGGAAAGCCCAUACCGCUCAAAUACGUCAAGUUUCAGAGUGUGCGAAGUUUGACACUAUUUGUUGAGGACAAUCAAGGAGGAGGCGAAGUAACCCAGCUUCAGAAACUCGCUAUUGUUGGUAGCACGGUCGAAACUACAAACAUGAAGGAUUUGAAGAAGAUCAGUGAAAACGAAGGAUGAGACCCUAGCUGGUGCGUCUUAAGUUGUCUUUGGUCAUUGAUGUCAUUGCAGUAAUUUACCAACUUUCUGCAGUGGAUCAUGGAUUUAGUCACAUACCUGGAUCAGCGUAGGGUCUUCUUGCCAUGCAUUGUAGUCAGACCUUUUUUUUUCUCUUCGAAAGUAUCUGAAUUUCAUUCCUGGAUUCCUAAAUGUUGAAUGGCGUAUGGCAAGAACUCAUGUGUGCACAGCAAGUUGUUGGAGGAGGAAAACAUUGGUUUUCUAUACAUAGAAUCUACUCUGUACCAACAAUACUGAGUAGAUUCUUUGUAUAGAGGAAAAGUGUUCUUUUUGGGUAUCAUCUGAAAUUAUAUCACAUCAACUUGUACCAAUUUUA